CUCCUUCUAGCAUCCUUCAUCCUUCAGGUACCAGCCAUCUGGGCAGUGCUUAAGCUGCAGAAACCGAGACCACCCCUCCAAGGAUCUCUAGUCUGAGCAUCUCUAGUGACCUUCUCUGCAUUAACUGUCAGUGCUACAGAUAUUUUUAGCUCCAAGUCCUGGCAGGGUGGGGCACCUAUCUGAGGCAGGGUUUGGUGCCCCCUCCCCACUGACCCUCCAUCCCAGGCUGCUGCUGCUGUCACUUCAGGAUGAAAGGGGAGACCCCUGUUAACAGCACUAUGAGUAUUGGCCAAGCACGCAAGAUGGUGGAACAGCUUAAGAUUGAGGCCAGCUUGUGCCGGAUAAAGGUGUCCAAGGCAGCAGCAGACCUGAUGACUUACUGUGAUGCCCACGCUUGUGAGGACCCUCUCAUCACUCCUGUGCCCACUUCAGAGAACCCCUUCCGAGAGAAGAAGUUCUUCUGUGCUCUCCUCUGAAGAGCGCUCGCUGUACCUUCUCUGAUCUCAUCUCCCCCUCCCAGACCCGCCCUAAGAUUGGAAAUUGUAGCAGUCCAUUUCUGCCCGCACUUAUCCUGAGAUUAUCUGAAGCACAAGGCCCUCCUUACCCAUGUCUAGCCCAUCUCCUCACCCUUGCAGGCCAACUCCAAGCACCUUUUACUCUAUCUAUAAAGGGACCCCGUUAAACUGCCAAAAUCCUGCCUGUUUCCCUCGGUGAUCCAUCUGUUCAGGCAAUGGAGAGGGGGAUGCCCGGGUGCUCACCUGGAGCUAUGAAAAGGUAAAGGCAUUUGAAGAAUAAAGUCAUUCAGAGCCUCA
This is a messenger RNA of Grammomys surdaster, 812 nucleotides long. It is a transcript of the gene Gng3, whose product is annotated as G protein subunit gamma 3. The record is from RefSeq and is a predicted model, not a curated record. Gene Ontology annotation, cellular component: heterotrimeric G-protein complex. Lineage: Eukaryota; Metazoa; Chordata; Mammalia; Rodentia; Muridae. The transcript is spliced from 3 exons. Gene Ontology annotation, molecular function: G-protein beta-subunit binding. Gene Ontology annotation, biological process: G protein-coupled receptor signaling pathway. The coding region runs from base 249 to 476 and encodes 75 amino acids.